Molecule: messenger RNA, 1680 nt
Organism: Ricinus communis (castor bean)
Lineage: Eukaryota; Viridiplantae; Streptophyta; Magnoliopsida; Malpighiales; Euphorbiaceae
Product: protein ABA AND ROS SENSITIVE 1
Exons: 7
Coding region: 269-1396 (375 amino acids)
Biological process (GO): mitotic DNA damage checkpoint signaling; nuclear DNA replication; mitotic DNA replication checkpoint signaling
Cellular component (GO): nucleus; spliceosomal complex
Molecular function (GO): nucleic acid binding; zinc ion binding
Source: RefSeq, a predicted model, not a curated record
AUUUCAAAAGAUCAGUUUGCUAGAAUAGUUUGAAACAAAAAGGAAAAAAAAAGAAAGACCUGUUUCCUCAAAACUUAUCCUCUCUUUCUCACUAUCAAUCAAUUUUUUCCCUUCGUUUUCAUGACCACCAGCAAUUUCGCCAGUAGUUCUGAUUUGUGAAUAGGAAAACAAAGGAACUAAAUUUAUUAUUAUAGCUCUCGCUCAAUCGACAAGCCAACAACAGACACCGACUCAGAAAGCAAGCAAUCGCCGUUUGGGGUAUCAAUAAAUGGAUGCUGCAGCCAAGAAAAAGGCAUUAUUUCGUGCUAAGCUAAACGCCCAGAAGAAAGACAAACGAAUCGAUUCCCCUCUUGUUAGGUACAAUGAAUCAGAUCAACCUGUAUGUAGGAUUUGUAAUGUUGUUUUGAAAUCUGAAUCCUUGUGGGCCGCACACCAAGCUUCUCGUAAACAUCAUGAGGCAAUAAAUAAUAUUAAAAAUGCAGCUGGACAUUUGCGCGUUAACAGCACAAAACCUGAAGCCCAUAAGGAGAAUACUAGACCUAAGUAUGAAAAUGAUGCAGAGUUGCAUGAUACAAAAUCUGAACCCUCAACAAGAUUGACCAAACCUCAGUCAUCCUCUGUGCUUCCUGCAGAUUUUUUUGACACCCAUAAGACAGAGACAACUUUACCUAAGCAUGCACAUUAUGUGGAGUUGGGUGAUAAAAUGCCGGAACCCUCAUCCAAAUCAUCCAAGCACCAAUCCUCAUCUGUGCUUCCUCCAAACUUUUUUGAUGACCCUGAGGCCAAGAGACAAAAGAUUGAUACAGCAAAGCCGGUUAAUUCGAAUUCACAUAAAAAGUCAGGAAACUCUGCUUAUACAAAGGUGGAGAGUCUCUUGGAAGAUGAGAUGGAUGGAUCUAGUGGUAAUGAUAUGGAGACAAAAAACACUGGGCGCGCCAGGGAGUUUGUGCAUACAGUGGAUAUUACUGGUGGUAGUAGAUACAUGAAGCAAGUAAAAGGAGCUCUUCCUGAAGGCUUCUUUGAUGACAAGGAAGCUGACUUGCGUGCUCGUGGCAUUAAGCUUGUUAAGCCAGAUGUCAAGGAUGAGUACAAGGAAUUUGAAAAGUUGAUCCAAGAGGACUUGCAGGAAGUGGAUGAUCGUUUGGAAGAAGAGGAGAUUGAUGCAGCUGAAAUGAUAGAGGAGGCUGAAACAGUUGAGCAGAAGACCUAUAGGGAAAAAGUUGAAUUUUUGAGAAAGAAGAAAAUGGAGUUGAUAGCUGCUAGGUCAGCAAAACGCAGAAGAGAUUCCGGGGUUUCUGGGAAAAUGUCUAGUAGUAAUGCAGAGUCAUCCACUGAUGAUGAAGAUGAUGAUGAUAAUGAGAAUUUUGCAGUGGAUUGGAGAGCUCAACACCUUUGAAUCAAAUGGCCGGAAAUAAAGAUAUUCUUCUCUGGAGAUGAGACCUGGCACCAUCUUCUUUACAUUGUUGAUAUGUGACAUCGGUGCCUAUAUGGAAAAGAAAAUGCAGGUAUAGUUUAAUCAGUAACUUAACAAAAUUUGCAAAAUUACCUUCACGAUUGACCUGUUAUUUAAUGAAUCAACAGAAAUGUUAAAACAUUCCCUUUGAACUAAUAGUAGUAUCAAAAUCUGCCUCCAAUUUUGCCCUAAUUUAAACAGGAGAUUGCUGCUUUUUGACCCCCUUA